CCCGCCUCUUUUUCUCCUUCUAAAAUCCUAUUCCAAAUUAAGAACCCUAAAAUAGACUAAACACAUUUUCGAUCAUUCCUCUUCGAUCAACCCAAUCAAUCGAACAUACCAACACCUUAUCUCCUACUAAUACUCUCCUCUUCCUAAUAAUUCUCCAAAUUUGAUUUCUCUCUUCCUCCCUUAAAUCCCCCAAAUAAGUGAUAUCUUGUAAUCUUAUUCCUCCCUAAAAUCGGCGUACGUUAUAUAAUUGGAGCAAUUUUUCUUAAUGCAUCAGAUUAGCGUAUAGUUAGAGCUAUUUUUCUUCUUUUGCAUCGUAGUUCUAACCAAGAACAGUCAAUCUCGUCUUCUUCUUCUCGUCAAAUAGGUAUUCUUCAUCUCAUAUUUCUGGCAUUAGUGCUCUUUGUUUGGCGUCAUUCUUUUGUUACUGGUUCCACGUUUGUGUUCCCAACAUAAGGCCCGCUUGCAAUCGGAUCUAACCCGACUGGACCCAGCGUCUGCAUCUCAACGGCCAAACCUGCAGUUAUCGUAAUCGCUGCACCAACAAAAUGGCAGCAGGAUCUGAUUCUAAUUCUGCACCCCCUCCGCCAACAGCUUCUCGUCCACUGCUAAGGACGGCAUGAUGGUGGAGGAGUGCGAGACUAUGAUCCAAAGAAGCCUUAGAACUCCAUCAGUGAAGUUUUUAUGGGAGCAUUUGGAGAAAAGUGGAUGUAAUAUCGAGUUCAAGUCCAUCGAUUUAUUUGUUGGUGUUGCUUCAAUCUUAGGUCAGAGAAUUGAAGUGGAUCUAACUGAAGAGAUCGAAAACGAAGGUGGCAUAUGGGUUUUGGAGCAGAAGAUUGAUCAGCCAAUGGAUGAAGAGGCUGGUAGGCUCAAGAAUAUGUACAGAGAAAAGGUAACUUUAUGCCACUUUCUUUUUCUCAAUGCUUUUUUUUUUUGGAAAUGUUGCAAGCUUUGCACCCCAACGAGCACCAUCAGACCACAUUAGUUCUCCCCUUAUUAAGUGUGUGGCUUGAAAUGCUUAUUCCCCAUGGUGCCAAGAUGAUAAAGAUGGUCAUUAUGUGUUUGCACUUGGAGAUAAUCUAACUUCUCGAUGUAACUACCCUUCACCACCAUCAAAGAAACUUCAUUUUCUUGAUUGCAUUGUUGCUACUAAUAGAAUAGAAAUCAAUAGGAAACAGUGAGGUGAGGAGAUAUAAGGAAAAAAUGGAAGAACGUGAAGGAGGGAAGAAGACCUCUUCACCCGUGCUCCUCUUACAAGUAAAGAAAAGAAGAAGCUAAAACAGAUGCGCAACUCAGGAAAUCGGCUGGCAGGUCUAGCUGAUGGUUUCUAUGAUGAUAUUAAAUCCUUGGACUUACCUUUAGAAGAAGGUGAUGGUCAAACAUCCUUCAUCAUGGAUUUAGAUGCUGGAGAAAGGAAGUUGAAGAAGAGGCACAAGGUAUAAUUUUUUUUUUACCACUUCAUUGUUUUACUUCAUUUUCUGUUAUUUGUUUCUUAAUUAUUUUUUAAUCUCUUCUCUUCUGUUGUUGUGUUGUCAAUAGAGACGACAUUAGGGAUGGAUGGAUGGAUUGGUGAUAGAAACUCUUAAUAUCAUAAUUGUCCUACAAUCACACAACCUUUACUUUAACCUUUAUGCUAUGAGGAUCAAUCUAUGUGUUUUCUAUAGUUUCUUGUAUUUCUUCAAACUUUUUUCAUUUUAUCAAUUUUGUUUUGAUGCUUUCUUUUGUAUGGGGUUUCUACUUCCCUAUUUUUUGCACAUAAGCCCCUCCUCCAUCGAAUGUUCGUUGCAUUAUCAAGAUUUAAAUCCUUCCAACAUUUGAAAAAUAGCUACUUUCAUAGUUUUUUGUGAUUUGUUGGGUGGGUUAUUUUAUAAGGAUUUAUUUGCAAACUCAUAUGAUUUUUUCUGACACUUUUGAAAAAAGUUACCUACAUUUUUUGGGUUUACUAUUUUCUUAUUUUCCUUUAUUUUUAUCUUCUGAUUUUAGUUAUACUCAUGUCUAAUCGGUUCUUUGUAUGCAUUUUAUGGUAGUAGAUUCGAGGUUUAGCAUGGUCUGCAGUUCUUGUUGGAUGGGUUGCUCAGAGUGCAAGAUUCAUGGGGACCUUUAAAAGCUCUAGUAGUUGCAAGUGUCAUCAAUGGUGUUGGUGAUGUAAUCCUCUGCUUAUACUUAAGCUAUGGUAUUGCUGGAGCAACAUGGGCAACAAUGGUUUCACAGGUUGUUGCAGGAUUGAUGAUGAUUGAAGCUCUAAAAGACAAAGGGUAUAAUGGGUACGUCAUUGUUGUCCCUUCACCUACUGAACUUUUUCAAAUAUUCAAACUUACUAGUCCUGUCUUUAUAAUGAUGAUGUCAAAGGUCAAAUUUUGUUCUUUACUUAUGUACAUUGCUACAUCAAUGGGAACACAAACUGUUGUUGAACAUCAGGUCCUUGUCCAAGUAUACUGCAUGUUUGCAAUAGGGGUGAGCAACGUUCACAAACUGCACAAUCAUUUAUGCCAAAGCUUAUUUAUGGCGCUAAAAGAAGUCUCUCAAAGGUGCAUCAUCUGGGUUAAUAUUAGGUGCUGCAGGAACAAUUGUUCCCUGGUUAUUCUCCUAGAUUUUUUUCACCUGAUCAUGAAGGAGAUGCACAAAGUUCUACUUCCAUACUUCAUUGCUUUGUCUGUGACAACAAGUACUCAAUUGAGGAAGUAGCUGAUCGGUGCCAUUCCCCUGAAGAUGUAUGUAUUUAUUUAUGUUGUCUUCAACAUUUAUAUUUUGUUAAUCCCAUUUUGGCUCUGUUUUUUUUAAUUAAGUUUUGUUAAAAAAUAUAUAUAUUAUAAAAUGAAAAUGCACUUGAAAAAUGAAAACAACAAAUAAAUGAACACAAAUUUGUAAAAAAUUAGGACUUAAUGGUACUUUCUUUAUUAAUAUCAACUAUUUGACAUGGCUGCUAAUGGUCGAGCUAUACUUGUAAAAGGUGAUUGUGGUUUGCCUCGAAGUGUCAAAGUUUUUUUUGGGGAGUGUAAUGUUGAUGGCUUGUACGGGUAAUCGUGUAAUAGAUUUUUCUUUCUCCUUUUCCUCAUUGAGAUUUUUUCAAAGAUAGAUUCUCAUUUUAAUGAAAUAAGAACAAAUAACGACAUAUUGUAUAAACCUUGAUGAAAUUUAUUUAAUGGUGUGUUUGUAUGUCAAGGUGAUGAUAAUACUAUUGCAUAAGAUAGAUUCUCUCUCUCUCUCUCUCUCUCUCUCUCUCUCUCUCUCUCUCUUCUGUGAACAGAACCUAUUACAAUGGAUGCUGGUGAAAGAUACAAAUUAUGAUGUAAAGUAUAUGAAAGAUACAAAUUAUGAGGUUAGUCCCAUGUGACUUUUAUGAUGCAAAGUAUAUAACAGAUACAAACUAUGGUAACUUGUUUUUGUCUAUUCAGGAGACUAACUAUGUUCCAAUUAAACAUAGGAGUCAUGUUGUACUUAUGAUUAAUGGGUAUGCAAUGUAAUAACUCUUUCUUAGUUGCUUCUUGCCCUUUGAUAAGUGGCAUCUUACCCUAGCCAAUGUUAAGAUUUUAAGGAAAGUCAGAACUCAGAAGCUAUCUAUAUGCAUAUUCUUUUAUCUUUUUCAAAGUAAAUAAUAUUGCUAAUUAUGUAUUUCUUUUUGACAAAUUGGAUUUAUGAUUUGGAAAUUGUAACUCUCAGAUUAAGGGGGACACCUUUAAUGGAACUGAUGAUUGCUGCUGGAAACGAUGUUCCUAUUUUACAGUUGGAACAUGGAGUAGCUUUUGUUAGAGUGUAUACAGGGUCAUUCAUGACUCUAGCAAGUUUUUUAAGUUCAUUUUGUUUUUUGAUGCAAAAAAGUGGCUAAUAUAUUUGUGUUGUGUUGUGGUGUAGGGUUUUCAAUAGCUAUAAUGAAGGCAGAGCAAGCAAUUUUAGGAAAUGUUUCAGAGCUUCUUCAGGCAGCUUAAUGAUGAGUUACUGAAACAAGAAGGUUCCCCUUUAUAGCAAUGUAGUAUUAGGUUAUAUAGUUAGGGAAAACCUCUUAAUAACAACGUACAAUUAGAUCCCCUUAAUAUCAAUGUAUUACAAUUUUAUGACAUGAUGUUAUUGAAUGAAAUUGAUUGUGCAA
This is a messenger RNA of Lactuca sativa (garden lettuce), 4084 nucleotides long. Lineage: Eukaryota; Viridiplantae; Streptophyta; Magnoliopsida; Asterales; Asteraceae. The record is from RefSeq and is a predicted model, not a curated record.